AUCGUCGGGGCGACUGUUAUUGCGGACUACUUAAAGGCCGAGCUCCCCGGAAUCAGAGCUUGGUAGCUUUGACAUCAGCGCAUCAGGCUUUCGUCCGACGACCGUCGUUCUUCAGCAAUCAAACAGGAUACAGCGACCAUGUCAACUGUCUUUCAUGUCACUGUUCACGUUGCGCCGCAGGAUGUCUCGAGAUUCCUGCGAGCUGCGGAGCCGACAAUUGAAAAGAUGAAGAAAGAGUCCGAGCUGAUGUAUUUCGAGAUGUAUCAAGUUCAUGACUCUCCUGGUACGAUUACAUGGAUUGAGAAAUGGUCAGAGCCAGUAGACUGGAUAAUGAAGCACCAAAUGACGAAGGACUACUAUAAUGACUAUUUUGACGCUACGGAACCGUUUUACAUUGCGCCGAGGGAGCUGAGAAUUUUGAGCUCUCUUGGACCUCGUCAUACGUAUCAGAAGUCGUAAAACAGACUGGACGCGCUUUGAAGCAAUCUGGAAGCGGACUGGAGUUGAAGAUGAAUGUGAAAUAGAAGAGCUGAAAAUACAUAGUAAGGAAC
Messenger RNA from Colletotrichum acutatum, 551 nucleotides. RefSeq lists its product as uncharacterized. The record is from RefSeq and is a predicted model, not a curated record. Lineage: Eukaryota; Fungi; Ascomycota; Sordariomycetes; Glomerellales; Glomerellaceae. The coding region runs from base 139 to 459 and encodes 106 amino acids. The transcript has 3 exons.